CCACCAACCCUAGCCGCGCCCAUUUCCGCAUCUCCCCUCCCGCCGCCGCCGUCGCCACCUCUCCGCCGCUGAGAUGGGUCGAGUGAUCCGCGCGCAGCGUAAGGGUGCGGGGUCCGUGUUCAAGUCCCACACGCACCACCGCAAGGGACCAGCCCGGUUCCGCUCCCUCGACUUCGGCGAGCGCAACGGGUACCUCAAGGGCGUGGUCACCGACGUCAUCCACGACCCGGGCCGCGGCGCGCCGCUGGCCAAGGUCACCUUCCGCCACCCGUUCAGGUACAAGCACCAGAAGGAGCUCUUCGUGGCCGCCGAGGGCAUGUACACCGGGCAGUUCGUCUACUGCGGCCGCCGCGCCACGCUCUCCAUCGGGAACGUGCUGCCGCUGCGGGGGAUCCCCGAGGGAGCCGUCGUCUGCAACGUCGAGCACCACGUCGGCGAUCGCGGCGUCUUCGCCAGGUGCUCCGGAGACUACGCCAUCGUCAUCAGCCACAACCCCGACAACGGCACCUCCAGGAUCAAGCUCCCCUCUGGUGCCAAGAAGAUUGUCCCCAGCAGCUGCCGUGCCAUGAUCGGUCAGGUUGCUGGUGGUGGCAGGACUGAGAAGCCGAUGCUGAAGGCCGGCAACGCCUACCACAAGUACCGCGUGAAGAGGAACUGCUGGCCCAAGGUGCGUGGUGUGGCCAUGAACCCUGUGGAGCAUCCCCACGGAGGAGGUAACCACCAGCACAUUGGUCACGCCUCCACCGUCCGCCGUGAUGCUCCUCCUGGCCAGAAGGUCGGUCUCAUUGCUGCGAGGAGGACUGGUCGUCUUAGGGGCCAGGCUGCCGCUACUGCUGCCAAGGCCGACAAGGCCACUUAGAGUCAUCAUCUUUGCUUAUCUAUUCCUGCCAUGCUCGCCCCUAGAUUAAAAAGGACAUGUAUUCCAGUAUGGAUACGUUGAUGCCUGGUACUCUGAACAUGUUGUUGCUUGGUACUCUGAACAUCUUGAUGGAUGUUUGUCAGUUUUCGUGGUUGCUGUUGGCAAUUUACAUUCCACCUAAAGAAGUUUUUGCUCGGA
Messenger RNA from Phragmites australis (common reed), 1057 nucleotides. RefSeq names its product large ribosomal subunit protein uL2. Lineage: Eukaryota; Viridiplantae; Streptophyta; Magnoliopsida; Poales; Poaceae. Gene Ontology annotation, cellular component: cytosolic large ribosomal subunit; ribosome. Bases 74 to 859 code for a protein of 261 amino acids. Gene Ontology annotation, molecular function: structural constituent of ribosome; RNA binding. The record is from RefSeq and is a predicted model, not a curated record. The transcript is spliced from 2 exons. Gene Ontology annotation, biological process: cytoplasmic translation.